Brettanomyces bruxellensis is the source of this 1551-nucleotide messenger RNA. RefSeq lists its product as uncharacterized. The transcript has a single exon. NCBI's taxonomy places the organism in Eukaryota, Fungi, Ascomycota, Pichiomycetes, Pichiales, Pichiaceae. Gene Ontology annotation, molecular function: hydrolase activity, acting on carbon-nitrogen (but not peptide) bonds. Gene Ontology annotation, cellular component: cytoplasm. The coding region runs from base 1 to 1551 and encodes 516 amino acids. The record is from RefSeq and is a predicted model, not a curated record.
AUGCGUCCAACACUAUUCAAAUCUCUCGCUAAAGCAUUCGAUAUGGUUGUCUACAACGGCUCCAUAGUGAAUGCAGGCUCAAAAAUUAGACCCCCAGCCUAUAUCGGUAUCAAGAAUGAAAAAAUACAAUGCAUUUCUUCGCAGCCACUUGAAGGUGAAAAAAUGAUCGAUGCCAAAGGAGGAAUUAUAACACCUGGUGGAAUCGAUCCGCAUGUUCAUGUUUGCCAACCAUGUUCAACAGACACAUUUGAGUCAGCUUCCCGCUCAUCACUAUGUGGUGGAACCACGUCAAUGCUCGUGUUUGCAACCCAGGAUAAAGGUGUGAAGUCCGUGUUUCCUGAUCUAGACCACUAUAUGUCACUUGCCAAGAACAAAACGUACUGCGAUUACGGAAUGCACAUGAUAGUGACUGAUCCAACACCGAAAUUUGUCGAGAGUGAGCUCCCAGUGCUUGUCAAAAAGUAUGGAAUCACUUCGGUGAAGGUGUACAUGACAUAUAAGAUUUGGAGUGUCAGUGACAAACAGAUUCUUCGGGUGUUGAUCGCGUCUCGAAAAUUGGGCAUAACAACAAUGAUCCACGCAGAAAAUGACGAUGUCAUCGACUUCUUGAUCGAGAAAUUUGAGAAGAUUGGUUUGACAGAACCGUUUUAUCACAGUGCUUCAAGACCAUCAUUGUGUGAGGAUGAAGCCUCUUAUCGGGCUAUAAGUCUUGCCAAGUUGGCCGAUCAGGGACUCUUAAUUGUGCACAUGUCGACCAAAGAAUCCAUGGAGCAUGUUCGCGUUGCACAAACAAAGAACUACCCAAUAUACUCGGAGACCUGUCCCCAGUACAUGUUUCUUACCAGUGACUAUCUAAAACCCUACGAGGGAAAAGGUGGACGGGUGUUAGACGAGACUGGGAUCCGCGUUGAUACCAAUGAUAGCUUCCAAGGAGCAAAGUAUAUCUGCUCACCCCCAGUUAGAGACUCUGCAGACCAACUUGAAGGUGUGUGGAAUGCUGUUGAAAACGGAACUGUUACCAUUUACUCAAGUGACCAUUCUCCCUGCCAGUAUGAUGACAGUGAACGAGGAAAAAAGAAGGGUCUAUCCAAGGAUGGACACAUGGAUUUUGCAAUUGUUCCAAACGGUCUGCCAGGUGUUGAAACACGAAUGCCACUUCUUUAUUGCUACGGUGUGGAAACUGGCCGUAUUAGUACACAGAGAUUUGUUGAAAUCGCAUGUUCCAACCCUGCCAAACUCUACGGAAUGAAGGAUAAAGGGUCUAUCGAUGUUGGCAAAGAUGCAGAUCUUGUUGUUUGGUAUCCGAAGGACGAAAUGAAACCAUUCAACUUGACUAAUAAGGAUCUUCAUCAUGACAUUGACUACACGCCAUUUGAGGGAAUGAAAUUCACAAACUGGCCUAGAUAUACAAUUUUGAGAGGUAAUCUUCUCUGGAAUAGAGACCAUGGUGGUUUCAUGCACCCUGAAACACCAAUUGGCCAGUACAUUAAGAGGGGGAAAAGUAUGAUGAAGAGUACGAUGCAUGUAGAGCCUCCCAAAUAUGUAAACUAA